Messenger RNA from Schistocerca nitens (vagrant locust), 495 nucleotides. Its product is annotated as putative serine protease K12H4.7. The coding region runs from base 1 to 495 and encodes 164 amino acids. Lineage: Eukaryota; Metazoa; Arthropoda; Insecta; Orthoptera; Acrididae. Gene Ontology annotation, biological process: proteolysis. Gene Ontology annotation, molecular function: serine-type exopeptidase activity; dipeptidyl-peptidase activity. The transcript is spliced from 4 exons. The record is from RefSeq and is a predicted model, not a curated record.
AUGGGUACUGACGCCCAUCAGUCAUCUCGUCAGCGCAAGCUACCCCCACCAUCGCGGCCUGCACAUCCCUCGAGCCAGACGCGGAAUCGCCAGUGGCUGUGGCAGACCUGCACAGAGUUCGGCUACUACCAGACCACGGACUCAGCCAAGCAGCCGUUCGGCCACUGGAGGACUCUGCCCUACUACACUGACAUGUGCUCCUUCAUCUUCGGCUCAGAGUACACGGCGGAGAGGGUGGAGGAGGGCGUGAGGAAGGCCAACCUGCUGUACGGGGGUCGCACCCCCAACGUCAACAACGUUGCUUUCGUGAACGGCGGCCUCGAGCCGUGGCACGCGCUCGGAGUCCUCGAGGACAUCAACGAAUCAUCCCCAGCCAUCGUCAUUGAGUACGAGUCGCACUGCUCGGACCUGUACGCCCCGUCACUUCUGGACAUCCCACAGCUGACGGCAGCCCACGACGGGAUCGAGCAGCUCGUCGCCCAGUGGAACAGUUAG